Molecule: messenger RNA, 666 nt
Organism: Phycomyces blakesleeanus NRRL 1555(-)
Lineage: Eukaryota; Fungi; Mucoromycota; Mucoromycetes; Mucorales; Phycomycetaceae
Exons: 1
Coding region: 1-666 (221 amino acids)
Source: RefSeq, a predicted model, not a curated record
AUGAAGAUUACAGUUUUCGGCGGUUCCAAAGGAUGUUCCUGUGCUAUGGUGAAGCAAGGACUAGUGUCAUUCCCUGAUUUUCAAUUUACUCUUAUGGUCCGUAACCCUGGCACAGUCCAGUUUACCGAAGAAGAAAAACAAGCUAUCAAGUGGGUUAAAGGCGAUGCACGUUCCAAAGAAGAUGUCAAGAGUGCGAUUGAUGGCGCAGACUACGUUGUAACCUCAGUCGGAAGCACCGUUAAUAUGAAAACGAGAGCUAUGGCUGAUCCAGGUCUCUGUCGAGAUUCAAUGCAGACAUUAUUGGAGGUCAUUCAAGAGCUCCCCGAACAAGUACGUCCCAAAAGACUGAUAACUGUCUCUACCACCGGCGUGGAUGGGAUGUCUGAGGUUCCUUAUUUGUUCCGCCCACUUUACAAGUAUCUUCUUCACGCCCCACAUGAAGAUAAGCGAGAGAUGGAAAAACUAGUACGAGAAAAUAUUGUGGUUCCAGACUGGAUCAUUGUUAGACCUACUCUCUUGACAGACGGCGCAAAGACAGAGAAGUAUCGUAGUGGAGAGAAGCUGUGCGGAUACACAAUCUCACGAGAAGAUGUCGGACACUUCGUGCUUCACCAGUGUCUAGGAAGUCCACAAUGGAUCAAAAAAAUUCCAGUGGUCAGUUAUUAG